UCUGUUGUGGGGUCCUCGCUCGUAACGCUUCCUGGUCCACGUAUUGAGAAGAUCCCUAACAUCCUCUGUGACAGAUGAUGACAUUUGACUGUGUUUAUCCAAAAAACUUCACUUUUUCAUGUUCUCCGGUUAAACCCGGUCGGUAGGCGGCUCGCCGGAGACAUUCUGAGAUUAACGACUCAUUUCUGACGGAUGCAAAAUGUCUUGGUUUGCUGACUUGGCUGGGAAAGCUGAAGACUUCCUGAAUAAAGUGGACCAAGGAGCUGCCACGGCCCUGAGCACAAACCAGGCCAGAACAUCCUCCUUUUCGUCAUCCUAUGAAGCAGAGCCUGCUGUCAAAACCGACUAUAGCGCUGCAGGGUACAAGGCCGACCCAGCUGCGACACAUCACGCCUAUGCAUCCUCUCACGACACACCGAGCUUCAUCUCUGCUGCCGCUGGAAACAUCAAGAGAUCCAGUGCAACCCUGCUGGCUGGAACAGCCAACGUGGCCAGCACCCCCUCCGCUUCUGGCAGCGGCGCUACCAACUCUGCCAAGACCUCGUCUGGCUUCGUGAGGCCCAGAAAGAGCGAGCAGGAUGUGGACGAUGACAUGCUCUUUGACUUUCUGAACAGCUCGGACCCUCCAGUCAGCAACAGGAGGGAUUCAAGAAGGGAACUUGUGAAAGCGGCAGUUCCAGAGGUCCAAAACCCAACACCUCCCCCUUCCACCACUCCUCAUGCCAUUCCCUCAGCCCCGUCUACUCCCCCCUCUACCAGAGGGGUAUCCAGGGCCUCCAGCAUGAGCUCACUGUCUGCUCACAGCGUCAAAACAUCAGAGGAGAACUCUGCUAAAGAACUAAGCCAAGACACACCUGAGGGUUCAGACUUGGACCUGGCUGUUCCUCAGGAGUCCAGCAGACAGGAGCCUCCUCCACCUUCAGAGGAGCCACAGAACCAAAUCCUGUCCAGCCUCCGUCUGGAGAACCAGCUGCUGCGCAGUGAGGUGGCCUCCCUCAACCAGGAGAUGGCUUCAGUCAUCCAGAGAGCAAAAGACCUGCAAGAUGAACUGAACCAGGCUCGUCUACGUGCAGACAGAUGGAAUUCGGAACAGUCUCAGACUGAUCGCACGUUACGAGAGCUUCGGUCACAGGUUGAUGACCUCACAGAGGCCCUUUCUGCCAAAGACGGUCAACUUGCAGUCCUAAAAAUCCGACUCGAUGAAGCCGACCAGCUUCUGAAAUCCCGCAGUUCUGCAUUAGAGGAGGCACAGAAGGAGAAGUCAAGAAUUAUGCAAGACCACACAGAAGGGAGCAGCAUGCAUUCUCAAGCUCUUGAAACGAUACAGGAGAGGCUGCGAGAGGCUGAUCUGGCCCUCAGGAGGGAACAGGACAGCUACCGGCAGAUGCAGAGUGAGUACGCUGGCCGUCUGUCCAAAGUGGAGGCUGAGCGGCAAACCCUCGCUGAGACGGUGACUGCAGCAGAGCGGCGAGCAGCAGAGGAGAAGCUCAGGGUGGACGACUUCCAACAGCAGCUGAAAAGUGCCAAAGCUGCAGCCGAGUCUGCCAAGCAGGAGUUACAGGACUACAAGCACAAAGCUUCACGCAUCCUACAAUCCAAAGAGAAGUUGAUCAGCAGUCUGAAGGAGGGAUCUGGUCUGGAUACUCUGGACGGCAGCGGGGCCAUGGCUCUGGAGCUGGAGGAGCUACGACAUGAGAAGGAGCUGCAGAGGGACGAGAUCCAGAAACUACAGGGGCAGGUGCAAACGCUUCGGACAGAAAUACAGGAUUUGGAGAAUCAGGCCUUGGUGGAGGCGGAGACGUGGAGGGAGCAGCAGGUGCAGCUGCAGGAGCAGCAGGCCUUACAGAACAGAGCUAAGCAGGAAGUAGAGGCUGAGGUAGAGCGCUACAAACAGGAGCUGCAGUACCUGGAGGAAGAGCAGCAUCGAGCCAAAACCUCGUUGCAGAGCCGAAUCAAAGACAGAGAAGAUGAGAUCCAGAAACUCAGGAAUCAGUUGACCAACAAGACUCUCAGCAGCAGCAGCCAAACGGAGCUGGAGAAUCGACUCCACCAGCUGACGGAGACGCUGAUCCAGAAGCAGACGAUGCUGGAGGCUCUGGGGACGGAGAAGAACUCUCUGGUCUUCCAGCUGGAGCGUCUGGAGCAGCAGCUGAAGAACGCUCAGGGGGGACAGAGUGGAGGACCAGCCAUCAACAUGAGCGCAUUAGAGGGACCAGGAGCACGACAAAGAAACACACCGGUGCUCUUCAGUGACCAGGACAGUCCAGGAGUGUACGGAAAAGUACGCAAGGCAGCCAGCACUAUUGACCGCUUCAGCAUAAGACUGGGAAUCUUCCUGAGGCGUUACCCAAUGGCCAGAGUUUUUGUUAUCCUCUACAUGGCGGUGCUGCACCUGUGGGUCAUGAUCGUUCUUCUGACUUACACACCAGAAAUGCACGGUCGCCCCGAUGGAAGAUAGAAGGCCUGAGUUUUACUGUUGGGUAUUUAGAGAUGUUUCUCUACAGCCUUCAGUGUAAGGAAGCUGCUGGAUUAUGGGCUCUUGGACCUGACUGUCCCUGAUUUGCACAGAUAUGCUAUGAAUUAAAGACAUUUCCUCUGAUUUAUUCUGUAUUGUUUCCAACCGAAGAUUAAGAGCAUUGAGUUUUGACGUAACUACAGAGUGAUAUGUUGUGCUGGUGGUCUCCUGAAAGAACAUCAAUGAAAAAAAUGAACUCACAUCCGUUCUUCUCAUCAUCAGCUUUCAGACCUCUGGUCUCCUGAGAGAUUGUAUUUAACACUAUGUAUAAAAAAAAAGAAGAGUCUUUUAAUAAACGAGUUAGAAGAAACAA
This is a messenger RNA of Amphiprion ocellaris (clown anemonefish), 2828 nucleotides long. RefSeq names its product golgin A5 (gene golga5). The transcript is spliced from 13 exons. The record is from RefSeq and is a predicted model, not a curated record. Gene Ontology annotation, biological process: retrograde transport, vesicle recycling within Golgi; Golgi organization. Bases 200 to 2458 code for a protein of 752 amino acids. Gene Ontology annotation, cellular component: Golgi cisterna; Golgi membrane. Lineage: Eukaryota; Metazoa; Chordata; Actinopteri; Pomacentridae.